AUGGUCGCUGCCCUUUUCAGGUCGUAGUGUGCCUUCUUUUAUUUUUUUGCGAUCUCUCAACCUCUGGAAACGUCCAGACAUCAGCGAAUCACAGCACCUCCUGCUUCUGGACUAACUCUAUCACACAUGGACAGACACAAUACAUGUUCCUUUACCAGCCUGCAGUGGAAACCGAGGAGUCUUUUCUCCUGAUUGACAGUACUUGGAGCGUGGAGAAUGACCUGCUGGACUGUAUUAUGAGCAAUGACCAGGCUGUUAUCGAGAGCUAUGCAUCAAAAUGUUUGGAAGACGGGGAAAGCAGGCCUUUCUCAGAAGCCCCGGAUGAACGAUUUGACAUCGGCACGCUGGUUGAACCCAGUGGCCCCUGUGUAUCUGUGGGUCAUUUGGCUGGACUGAGAGCGCCUGGGCGAAGGACCAGAGACCUGCAACAGCAUUAUACUGGCAACACUAUGUCACAGGGAGACGGUGCAGACGGUUCCAAGAAGCUGAGGCGCUCAAAGAGGGCAUGGAUGAUUCCUGGAACUCUGUGGUGCGGAGCCGGAAACAAAGCUUCAGCGUUUUCAGAUUUAGGUGUGUUUGAAGAAACUGAUAAAUGCUGUAGAGAACAUGACCACUGUGAGGAAACCAUUGCAUCCUUCGAGUUCAGCUAUGGAGUUUUCAAUGCUAAUCUCUUUACUUUAUCACAUUGUGCCUGUGAUAACAAGUAAGUCGGAUCAUACCAACAAUAUUUUAUAGUGUUUAGUAACACAAG
Trichomycterus rosablanca is the source of this 751-nucleotide messenger RNA. It is a transcript of the gene pla2g3, whose product is annotated as phospholipase A2 group III. Gene Ontology annotation, molecular function: A2-type glycerophospholipase activity. NCBI's taxonomy places the organism in Eukaryota, Metazoa, Chordata, Actinopteri, Siluriformes, Trichomycteridae. The record is from RefSeq and is a predicted model, not a curated record. The coding region runs from base 144 to 707 and encodes 187 amino acids. Gene Ontology annotation, biological process: phospholipid metabolic process; arachidonate secretion. The transcript is spliced from 2 exons.